This is a messenger RNA of Sparassis crispa, 2742 nucleotides long. RefSeq lists its product with no specific name. Gene Ontology annotation, molecular function: protein tyrosine phosphatase activity; thiosulfate-cyanide sulfurtransferase activity. Gene Ontology annotation, cellular component: cytoplasm; nucleus. The transcript is spliced from 9 exons. The record is from RefSeq and is a predicted model, not a curated record. Lineage: Eukaryota; Fungi; Basidiomycota; Agaricomycetes; Polyporales; Sparassidaceae. Gene Ontology annotation, biological process: G2/M transition of mitotic cell cycle; positive regulation of G2/MI transition of meiotic cell cycle; positive regulation of G2/M transition of mitotic cell cycle. The coding region runs from base 1 to 2742 and encodes 913 amino acids.
AUGGAGAGUAUUACACCAAUCAUCUUGGCGUCGCCGACACACCUGGAGCAGGAAUCCAAGCUCGGUCUUGCCAUUCUGAUAUGCGUCGGGUUUACUAGUCCGUGCGCAACAUAUUCCUCUCCUCUCCGGCGACGCCUCUCUCCUCUUUCCCGCGCGGACGUGUGGACCCACAGACGGCUACAGAGCCUGUUUGUAUCGGCUACCUAUUUCAUUGGUUCAAUUCCUCCGCGCGGCCUCCUCCGUCAGCACAUUCCUUCACGUUCAAGCCGGCAAUACUUAACAAAGCUGCCAGCCACGACUUCUGUCUCCCGGCCACAACUUGAACAACCCCAUCCAUACAAGAUUCAAAAGAGAUACUCCCAAACCAACGCUACAGUUCAAAAGCCAAAACCUUCGGCUGCCAUGUCCACAAACGCUCCUGCUCCAAGCAGACAGUACCUCGCCCCUCUCUCGCGCCAUGCCGUUCAAAAGCUGCCGGCGCUGGCGUGCCACCCGAUUGACGACUUCCUCUCUUCCGAUGUGGAUGUCGACCUUGAACUCUCUUUCGCUUCGACGAUGUCUCUUAACUCGCCCACCCGUGGCCUUCAAGAACUGAGCGCCGAGGAUGCGGACUACGCUCCUAUGGAUAUCUCACCCGCACCUCAGAGGAUGUUGCCUCCCAGUGUCAGCGACAGCUCUGCCGGUCUCAAGUUGAACCAGGGGCGCGCUCGGGCCACUACCAGUGCAUCAAGGUUGUUCGGACGGGAUAUGAGUAACGGCAGUGGCUUACUGUCUGGCCUGACCUCUAGUGCGAAGUCCGUGACGGGGAGCGGGGGUAAGCGCUUACAGCGUUCCGCCCUGCCCGUCGAGUGGCUCGCGUCGGGGACCCUUGGUCGGGACGAGAAUGUGUACGGUCAGGAUAUGCUACCUUCUCCCGCGACUAGCGACGCCAUGGAUGUGGACUCGUCAUUUGUCCACGUUCGCCCGAGGCCGGUAUCGCGUGAGUGCCCGCUGACGGCGGCGCCCACCAUCACUACCUUCAACUUGGACAACAACCCCCUGCUCUCUAGCCCUCCUGCCUCUGCGGCCCCGACGGUCACGGAGUUCAAUGGUCUGUACUUCCGCGCAGCUUCUCCGCUUGGCGACAGCGACGAUGUGGUGCUCAACGAGCUGGUGGACGCGUCACACAAUAGCGAGAGCCCGAGCCAGCCGUUCCACAAGAAGCGUCGCUCAACGUCCCCCCAACCUGAGUUCAUCGACGAACCCCAGCAUAUUAUGGACGACGAGGUGCUGUUCGAGUCGUCGCCUGCGGCGUCUUCUCCGUCGGCUCGCAGGUUGGAGCGCAUGGCUAGUAUGCCUCUCAGGAAGCCCAUGCUUAGUGGCCUCGGGGCACCGCUUGGCCUCAACACCAACAAGAAGAGGCCGAGGAGGCCCGUCCUGAGUGCAAUGCUCGCGCCUGGUGAUAGUCCCGUUGACAAGCCUCGCUCGGCCUACCCUAUUGUCGACGGAGUCCUGGACGACGAGGACGUUGUCCAGGACCACCCACAUAUCUUGCCUCCGGUCCGCCGCGCGAUUUCUGCAAUGCUCCCGCCCUCAACACUGGACGAGUCGAUGGCCUCUGAGAUUGGCGAAUCGUUCGACUCUGAGGGGCCUGAUAUGAGUUCCCCUGCGCAGGCUUACGCGAAGCGCCAACAUGUGAAGACGAUCAGGAGAUGCGAUGGGACGGACGACUUCCGGCCUCUGACUGGUGCGACUGCUCUCGUCAGGCGCGACACCGAGGUCAUUAUGACGGGCCUCCGGAGGAGCGAAGAUAGGGACAGCAGACCGGCCGAGAACGAAAGGGACACUCCGAGGAGCAAGUACUUGCACGCUGGUCCUGGCUUGGGCGGAUUUGGAGACAAUGAGGCGUACGGGAAGAUCCUACCUUGCCAACGCGUCAGGGAAGACGGAUUGAUGCGCAUCAAUCCCGAGACUUUGGACGCUCUUGUUGACGGUGCCUAUAAUUCUAAACUGGCAUCGUUCCAUAUCAUCGACUGCCGAUUCGACUACGAGUAUAACGGAGGUCACAUCCCCGGCGCUGUGAACAUCAACACCACCGCUGGUGUUGAGGAGUUCUUGCUGGGAGCUGGUGCAAUCAAACCUACCCCAUCUACGAGCGGAGACCUCAAUAAGAAGGUUGUUCUGAUUUUCCAUUGUGAGUUCAGCGUCAAAAGGGCGCCUACUUUUGCCAAAUAUCUUCGCUCCAAGGACCGUGCACUGAACAAUCAUGUCUACCCCAGGAUUUACUAUCCGGAGGUCUACAUCCUCGAGGGUGGUUACUGUCAGUACUACCAAGAAUCUGGCGCACGCUGCCAGCCUUCAGGCUACGUGCAGAUGGACGAUCCCCUCUACGCAGCAUCCCGCAAAGAAGAUCUUGACCAUUUCCGCAAGGGCAAGUUCGGCAGAACCAAGUCGUACUCAUACGGCGAGGGCAAGAUGACGUCUCUCGCGUCUCAGCAGCCCAAGAGGAACACAGCACCCAGCGGCACAAACGCGUUGUUUGCCGCUGCGAAUGCUGCUCGCACUCGGCGUGGCGGUAUGGGAAAUGCCGGCCUGCAAAUGUUGCCUGAAGACAAGAGCACAGGUCAUCAGACCGAAGAUGAGGAUACGGACAUCGGCGACAGUCCUUGCCCCCCUCCGUCGAAGGGUGUCGUGUUCAAAGGCAAGAAGCUCAAUCGUCUCGCUAAAGCCGAGUCGUACGGACCCUCUCGCAUGGCCUACUAG